GUGUUUCUUUCUGCCGGACUGUCUGCGACGAUGCUGACCACCAGCGCAGCGCUCCUUCUGACUAUCGUAACAGGUAACUCCUCGGUCACCCUAAUUACUCCCAAAAGUCCCGUAAUCGGCUUUGUUGGUGGCAAAGUGACACUGAAUGUUUCAAUUGAUCCCCCGUUCGUGGCAGAAGAGGGGACGUGGGCUCUUAACUCUAAGGUGCUGCUUUUAUGGAAGGGCCCGAACAUUACAUUUUACCAAGCUGGGUACACAGGAAGAGUGGUCCUCGACACCAUCACGGGGUCUCUGGUUCUGCACAGCCUGACUGUUGACGACUCAGGGGAGUACAACGUGACGAUCUCCGUUAAUACGCAGACGCUGAGCGGGGUGGUCCGGCUAAACGUGACCGAACCAACCCCACCUCAGUCAUCUAUGAAUGAAGGACGAGUAGCAGGAAUCAUGAUUGGUUCAUUUUUAGGUGGGAUUCUUGGUUCAGUUGGCAUCUAUUUUAUUAUAAAGCUCAUCAGCUGGGACCCCCUGAAUUUCAAGCGGUACCUUCCUAGCAGCAGCAGUGUGAAGGAUCAUGUUUCUCCAGAACCACCUGCAGGGACAAGUGCAUCACGAGUGUAUGAGAAUAUGACAUCUGAGCGGCGAAAGGAGAACAAAGCUUUGGAGAAUGAUCCCAAUUUAGACUCCAUUUAUACGGACUUGCAGCUUGAUGAACAGUCGGACUACAGCACUUUACAAAGGCAAGCCAUGAACACAGGAGAGCGGUGCUGA
Erpetoichthys calabaricus (reedfish) is the source of this 765-nucleotide messenger RNA. RefSeq lists its product as uncharacterized. Bases 31 to 765 code for a protein of 244 amino acids. The transcript is spliced from 7 exons. NCBI's taxonomy places the organism in Eukaryota, Metazoa, Chordata, Cladistia, Polypteriformes, Polypteridae. The record is from RefSeq and is a predicted model, not a curated record.